Amphibalanus amphitrite is the source of this 4159-nucleotide messenger RNA. Its product is annotated as dentin sialophosphoprotein-like. The record is from RefSeq and is a predicted model, not a curated record. The transcript is spliced from 2 exons. NCBI's taxonomy places the organism in Eukaryota, Metazoa, Arthropoda, Thecostraca, Balanomorpha, Balanidae. Bases 7 to 3999 code for a protein of 1330 amino acids.
GCAGCCAUGAGAACGCUCGCUGCCCUGCUGCUGCUGCUGGCGGCCUCCGCGCAGGCGCGGACCGCCUUCCGCGGGUACGCCAGUCAGGCACUGGACAGCAGCGAUGACUCUCUGGCCGGAUCCAGCUGGGACGAUGCCGACUCGGCGCCGGGAAAGGUGGACGACUCGUCCUCGUCCGACUGGGACAGCUCGGCCAACUCACUGAGCGACGACCUGGGCACCUCGUCCGACGACGGCUACUCGAGCUCCCAGGACGUCAGCGGAGCCGACUACGGCUCGUUCGACGAUGGCGGCGACUGGAGUCAGAAGACAUCCUACGACGACGAUUACAAAUACUCGCAGUACAGCACAAGCGGCACGGACGACGUGACUGACAACGACAGCGACCAGAAUGGUGGCUACGAUGGACAGGAUGACUAUAGUAGCAGCAGCUACGACGGACAGGACGACAGCAGCAGCGACGACUAUUACAAGGGAUAUGAUAGCCAGGACGAUUAUGGAAAUGAUGACUACUCUAAGGGAUCCGAUAGUCAGGAUGACUAUGGAAACGACGACUACUACAAGGGAUCCGAUAGCCAGGAUGACUACAGCAACGAUGAUUACAACAAGGGAUACGACAGCCAGGAUGAUAAUGGCAACAAUGACUAUGACAAGGGAUACGAUAGUCAAGAUGAUAAUGGCAACGAUGACUACUACAAGGGAUACGACAGCAAAGAUGACACUGGCAACGAUGACUACGACAAGGGAUACGAUAGCCAGGAUGACAAUGGCAACGAUGACUACUACAAGAAUCAAGACGACAAUGGCAGUGAUAAUUACUACAAGGGAUACGAUAGUCAAGAUGAUAAUGGAAACAAUGACUACUACAAGGGAUACGAUAGCCAAGAUGACACUGGCAACGAUGACAACUACAAGGGAUACGAUAGCCAGGAUGACAAUGGCAACGAUGACUAUUACAAGGGAUAUGAUAGCCAGGAUAACAGUGGCAACGAUGACUACGACAAGGAAUACGAUAGUCAGGAUGACAAUGGCAAUGAUGACUACUAUAAGGGAUACGAUAGCCAAGAUGUCAACGGCAACGAUGACUACUACAAGGGAUACGAUAACCAGGACGACAAUGGCAAUGAUGACUACUACAAGGGAUAUGAUAGCCAGGAUGACAAUGGCAACGACGACUACGACAAGGGAUACGAUAGCCAGGACGACAAUGGCAAUGAUGAUUAUUACAAGGGAUACGAUAGUCAGGAUGACAACGGCAACGAUGACUACUACAAGGGAUAUGAUAGUCAGGAUGAUAAUGGAAACGAUGACUACUACAAGGGAUACGAUAGCCAAGAUGAUAACGGCAACGAUGACUACGACAAGGGAUACGAUAGCCAAGAUGACAACGGUAACGAUGACUACUACAAGGGAUACGAUAGUCAGGAUGAUAAUGGAAACGAUGACUACUACAAGGGAUACGAUAGCCAAGAUGAUAACGGCAACGAUGACUACGACAAGGGAUACGAUAGUCAAGAUGACAACGGUAACGAUGACUACUACAAGGGAUACGAUAGCCAGGACGACACUGGCAACGAUGACUACUACAAGGGAUAUGAUAGCCAGGAUGACACUGGCAACGAUGACUACUACAAGGGAUACGAUAGCCAAGAUGACAACGGCAACGAUGACUACUACAAGGGAUACGAUAGUCAGGAUGAUAAUGGAAACGAUGACUACUACAAGGGAUACGAUAGCCAAGAUGACAACGGCAACGAUGACUACGACAAGGGAUACGCUAGCCAAGAUGACAACGGUAACGAUGACUACUACAAGGGAUACGAUAGCCAAGAUGACAACGGCAACGAUGACUACGACAAGGGAUACGAUACCCAAGAUGACAACGGCAACGAUGACUACUACAAGGGAUACGAUAGUCAGGAUGAUAAUGGAAACGAUGACUACUACAAGGGAUACGAUAGCCAAGAUGACAACGGCAACGAUGACUACUACAAGGGAUACGAUAGUCAAGAUGACAACGGUAACGAUGACUACUACAAGGGAUACGACAGCCAAGAUGACAACGGCAACGAUGACUACGACAAGGGAUACGAUACCCAAGAUGACAACGGCAACGAUGACUACUACAAGGGAUACGAUAGUCAGGAUGAUAAUGGAAACGAUGACUACUACAAGGGAUACGAUAGCCAAGAUGACAACGGCAACGAUGACUACUACAAGGGAUACGAUAGCCAAGAUGACAACGGCAACGAUGACUACGACAAGGGAUACGAUACCCAAGAUGACAACGGCAACGAUGACUACUACAAGGGAUACGAUAGUGAGGAUGAUAAUGGAAACGAUGACUACUACAAGGGAUACGAUAGCCAAGAUGAUAACGGCAACGAUGACUACGACAAGGGAUACGAUAGCCAAGAUGACAACGGGAACGACGACUACUACAAGGGAUACGAUAGCCAGGAUGACAGCGGCAACGAUGACUACUACAAGGGAUACGAUAGCCAGGACGACAAUGGCAACGAUGACUACUACAAGGGAUAUGAUAGCCAGGACGACAAUGAAAACGAUGACUACUACAAGGGAUAUGAUAGUCAGGAUGACAAUGGUAACGAUGACUACUACAAGGGAUACGAUAGCCAAGAUGACAACAGCAACGAUGACUAUUACAAGGGAUACGAUAGCCAGGACGACAAUGGCAACGAUGACUACUACAAGGGAUAUGAUAGCCAGAAUGACAAUGGCAGCGAUGACUACGACAAGGGAUACGAUAGUCAGGAUGACAAUGGCAACGAUGACUACUACAAGGGAUACGAUAGCCAGGAUGAUAAUGGAAACGAUGACUACUACAAGGGAUACGAUAGCCAAGAUGACAACGGCAACGAUGACUACUACACGGGAUACGAUAGCCAGGACGACAAUGGCAACGACGACUACUACAAUGGAUAUGAUAGCCAGGAUGACAAUGGCAGCGAUGACUACGACAAGGGAUACGAUAGUCAGGAUGACAAUGGCAACGAUGACUACUACAAGGGAUACGAGAGUCAAGAUGACAACGGGAAUGAUGACUACUACAAGGGAUACGAUAGCCAGGAUGAUAAUGGAAACGAUGACUACUACAAGGGAUACGAUAGCCAAGAUGACAACGGCAACGAUGACUACUACAAGGGAUACGAUAGCCAGGAUGAUAAUGGAAACGAUGACUACUACAAGGGAUACGAUAGUCAAGAUGACAACGGGAACGAUGACUACUACAAGGGAUACGAAAGCCAGGAUGAUAAUGGAAACGAUGACUACUACAAGGGAUACGAUAGCCAAGAUGACAACGGCAACGAUGACUACUACAAGGGAUACGAUAGUCAGGAUGACAAUGGAAACGAUGACUACGACAAGGGAUACGAUAGCCAGGAUGACAGUGGCAGCGAUGACUACUACAAGGGAUACGAUAGCCAGGACGACAGUGGCAGCGAUGACUACUACAAGGGAUAUGAUAGCCAAGAUGAUAAUGGCAACGAUGAUUACUAUAAAGGACAAGAUACUCAGGAUGAUAAUGGCAGCGAUGACUAUUAUAAUGGCAGCAAUGGUCUGGACGACGGUGGGGACGAUGGCUUCUAUGACGGCAGCAGUGACCGGAUUGACGGCGGUGAUGACGGGUUCGAUGGCGCGUACGGCGGCUCUCAGUUCGACAGUCACGAUGCCUCCGACUCCGGAAUGGACGACGGCUUCCGGAGCGCGGCGGGCGGCGGCGCAGGCCUGGAGGACGGUCCCGGUGACCUGUCCUCCCAGGUGGAGGAGGUGGAGAGCGCUCCCCAGCCUGAGGAGGAGUUCCAGCAGGCAGGCCACGUGCAGACACAGCGACUGCUGCGCGGCGUCGGCAGCAGCUACGGCGGCUACGGCGACUCCUAUGACGACAGUCUGAGCGGCGGAUACACAGACGACUACAGCGGCGGCAGCAGCGGGUCCUUGGACGCCGGCACCAGCGACGACUACUGGGUGCCCUAGUGCGCCCACCGAACUCUAGCUCCUGUGCCAAUUCUCACCCCGUGUGUGACGAUAUACGACGUCAGCUCUAUGACGUCACUGCUGAGUGAAUGCCGCGUCUUAUCUGUAUCGGAUGGGACGCCGGAUUAUUGUAACUGCAUCGUGAAUUUGUGCAAAUAUA